AGGAUCCGACAUUCGCAGUAGCUGCCAAGAGAAAUCACGAUUUUUCUGAGAUUACAGCAAUCCUUAAGUACUGCCUGCAAUGCUGUACGCCAGUCGGCCCAUUACCUGUGAUUAUGACGGAAGAAAGUGAGCUGGAGCUUGAUACUGAAGUUUCAAAACCAGAGCCUCAGCCUGAAGACGAUUUUAAGAAACCGCUGAUCAUCAUCGCCGCAGUUGUGUGCGCCGCCCUCCUCAUCGCCAUUAUUGCUGGAGCAUUUUGGACUAUGUCAGGGGCCGAUGAACCAGUUGAAGAAAAAGGAAGUGGCGAAGACGUCGCACCUGGUUCGUACCCAAGCGGAGGCAACUACAAUCGUCCGACAAGACCUGCUGAUGUCCUUCCCACCGUAGCGCCCAAAACACUCUCACCGCCACCACCAUAUACGACAGGAACCAAGCGGCCGAAAGAAAAAGUCACCGCCCACAAGCGUCUCCCGUCAUCGAAAGGGCCUUCAACAACUACCCCGGCAGCCGUCUACAAGAGGACAACGCCUACCAUUCCUAAGACGCCCAGUACGACAGUACCGACCCCGACAACGACCUUGCCACCCACCACGACCACAACCACAGUCCCUCCUCGCCUUCCCCUGGUUUGCACGGUGAUGGACUAUCCCUCUGGCUUGGCCGACAAUAUAUGCGACCAUCUAUUUUACGACUCGCUCUACCGGGACAGUCAGUCGACAUUCGUCGGUAUAACAAAUGGGGUGAAAACGUUCCUGGAAGCGGCCGCCUCAAGCAGCCUCACCCGCUUCGGAUUCUCCGUUGAAGUGAGCGCGCUCAAAACGUUCUCGAGCGAAUUCAAAAGCUCAGAUGGCCAGAAGUAUUGGAAACAGUAUUUGGAGAAGCGAGUUUACGACUGGGGAUUUCUCAAUGUUAACGAGAGACACUUUCAAGACAAUCCCGACGUGCUGAAGGAGGCAUUGACCAUGAUGAAGAAUAUGGACGAGUACCAAAAGCAACAAACCCCGAUUCAGGCGUACAUGAUGUUGGGAGUAUUUUUCAUGCCUACGUCAUGUGACCAAGUUGCGCAGAAGUUUAAAACGAUCUUCCUUCCUGCGCAUGUCAUCCUCUUGGGACAAAUAUCUUACGGGACACAUAAGCCGUGUGUUGCUCUGCCGGCUAACAAUUAUAUUGAUCCGCGCCAAGAAAUGAAAAGCCUCACGCACGGUCACACCUUGCGGCAAGCCACUGAAAGCGCGAAGUGUCUUCAGACUAAAGGGAUCAACACUUCAUACAGCGUCUCCAUUGAGAUGGAGUCCAUGCAGUUUCAGCACGGACCAGGUAGAGUGCGUGAUCCAGCAGAUAAACGGUUGUACACAGGAUGCAGUUCUUCAGAUUCGUACCAACGGCUGUCACUUACAAUCCUGUGUGCCACUGGUCCGACAACGCGGCACUAUCAAGACCACUACAAAACGAACUACGCACUUGAUAAAACCGAAAAGUUUCUGAAUACUUUCGACACAAAGGAGUCACUACAAUUCAAGGUUUGUGACGCCUGGCGCGACUACGGCAGCUCGAGGAUCGGCAUCAGCGCGUACAGCGUGAACGCCGACUUUCCCCACCCCAUUUUUCAGUGCCCGAAAGAUCAGUGGGCCCCCGACGGGUCGCGACUGCGGCUUGUGCAGGGGUUCGGGGACUUCCUCAGGAAGGAGAGCGGCGGCCGAAACCCGAAAGCGACGUUUUUCGAUCGCUGCCGACAGCUCACGUGAAUCGUCGCGCGCGAAGUUCAGGGCUGCGACUUCGGAGUCGCCUCGCCGUCUUUGGGACUGUGUUGACGUUGGCGCGUUUCACCUUCUGCUUAUUGUUCUUUAUGAGUAUAACGUUCACUUGCUAUGCGCUUUCUUUUUGUGGCUGCACAUUGAAUUUUAGAAUGUGCACAUUACGAUUAUUUCAAUCGCAAGACGUGUUCAUUUUCCUCUGUGUACAUGUAUUCCACGCCCGUUCCUUCCACGGAAUAGUGUCAUACAGUUUUUUCAUAAAGAUUACCGCUUACAA
This is a messenger RNA of Dermacentor albipictus, 2031 nucleotides long. RefSeq lists its product as uncharacterized. NCBI's taxonomy places the organism in Eukaryota, Metazoa, Arthropoda, Arachnida, Ixodida, Ixodidae. The record is from RefSeq and is a predicted model, not a curated record.